This is a messenger RNA of Labeo rohita (rohu), 4332 nucleotides long. RefSeq names its product PR domain containing 9 (gene prdm9). Gene Ontology annotation, molecular function: protein binding; histone methyltransferase activity. The coding region runs from base 161 to 2719 and encodes 852 amino acids. NCBI's taxonomy places the organism in Eukaryota, Metazoa, Chordata, Actinopteri, Cypriniformes, Cyprinidae. Gene Ontology annotation, cellular component: nucleus. The record is from RefSeq and is a predicted model, not a curated record. The transcript has 6 exons.
ACGUAUUACAACUUCCUGUUUCGGGAAGCGCUGAGUUGGGCUCUUGUUCGUUAUCCAGCUAGUAAGCGUGAAUGUUCAACAGGACUGUAUAACCCUAGUGUCCGAAUGUGUGUACAGUGUUAAGAACCAAAAGGUGUGACUCACUGCACUUCGUGAAACAAUGGCGGACAGUCCGGAUUUGCCACCAAGCGACGAGCAGAAUUUAGAGAUACAAGGCUCUGUUACUAAUUGUUCCUCUGUUGUGAUAAUGGAGGAACAGGAUGAUAGCCUGUUUAAUGACCAACAUUUCUAUUGUGAGAUGUGUCACCAGCAUUUCAUUGACCAGUGUGAAGUUCAUGGUCCACCUUUAUUCACAUGUGACUCGCCAACAGCUAUGGGCAUUCCUCAGAGAACUCUGCUGACAUUGCCACAAGGUUUGGUUAUAGGUCGAUCAAGCAUCUCUAGUGCAGGACUUGGGGUUUUCAACCAAGGCCAGACUGUGCCAGUGGGGAUGCAUUUUGGACCUUUUGAUGGAGAGGUGACCACUAAAGAAAAGGCAUUGGAUAGUGCCUUCUCCUGGGUAGUUUACAGAGGCAAUAAUCAGUAUACUUACGUAGAUGCAGAGAGAGACACUCACUCUAACUGGAUGAAGUUUGUGGUGUGCUCAAGGAGUGAGACAGAACAGAAUCUUGUUGCAUUCCAGCAAAAUGGACGUAUUCUCUUCCGUUGUUGUCGCCCUAUUAGCCCAGGGCAAGAAUUUAGAGUUUGGUAUGCUGAAGAAUAUGCUCAAGGACUUGGCAUCACCUGGGAUAAAAUUUGGGAUAAGAAAUGCGUUUCUCCAGCUGAAGAACAGGCAACUCAGGACUGUCCAUGUCCUUAUUGCGAUUACUCCUUCCCAACCAUUUUUUAUCUGCGUGUUCAUGUGAAGCGCUCACACUCCGAUGAGUAUGCACACUUCAUGCAGACACAGCCGCUUGAGUCUGUAGACAUAGACCAGUGCCUUCUGGCCUCUGAUGCAGCUCCUUCAACCCAUAUGCAGCCAACGAUAGAAAGCUGUCAAGUUUCAACCCUAAAUGGUCAACCCAUCGAUCAGUCAGAAAAGUCAGACUGUGCUGAUUUGUCUGAUACAUGCAGUAAUGGUUUGAGUGACCAGGCAAACUGUGAAACUGAGGUCUCGGAUGAAAUUAAUAAAUGUGGUGAGUGUGGCCGUAACUUUUUGAGAUCUUGUCAUCUGAAAAGACAUCAGCGCACUAUCCACUCCAAAGAGAAGCCUUAUUGCUGCAGCCAUUGUAGGAAGUGCUUUAGUCAAGCAACAGGGCUGAAAAGACACCAACAAACCCACCAGGGGGAGGAUAAGAAAGAGAAAGAUGCUGACAGACCUUCUGAUAUAUACCCUUGCACAAAGUGCUCCUUCUCUUUUGUGGCCAAAUCCAAUUUAUAUCAACAUCUGAAACGCCAUCACCAUGGAGAGUACCUCAGGUUAGUUGAGAGCGGCUUGCUCACAGCAGAGACUGAGGGUGGUGCGGAGACAAUUUCUGACAAGCAUGACCCAAACUAUGAACCUCCUACUCGAGUAAGGAGGCCUGUGAAGAACACCUUAAGAGGCAGGAGUCACCCUAAAAAAGUGCCUGUUGGCCGACCAAGGGGGCGACCACCUAAAAACAAGCAUGCAGCUCAGGAUGAAGUGCAGAAGAGUUUGUUCAUCUGCACAGAGUGUGAAGAAAGUUUCUCUGAUUUGGAGACACUAAAAGCUCACCAGUGUGCAGGACAGGAUAGUAAUAAUUUAGAGGGACCACAGGAAGAAGCUGAUUCUCAGUAUGUAUGCGGUGAAUGCCUGAGAGCUUUCAAUAAUUUUGAUCUUCUCCAAGCCCACGAGUGCAUUCAGCAGGGAGAAGGAUCUUACUGUUGCUCCCUCUGCAACCUUUACUUCAACCGUUUGUGUAACCUUCGCCGCCAUGAGCGUACUAUCCACUCCAAGGAGAAGCCCUACUGCUGCACGGUGUGCCUCAAAUCCUUCACCCAGUCUUCUGGCUUGAAGCGCCACCAGCAGAGCCACUCACGCCGCAAAGCCCACCGCCAGAGCUCAGCCCUUGUUGAUGCCAGCAUCUUUCCCUGCACAUACUGCCCCUUCUCUUUCACCGAUGAGCGCUAUCUUUACAAGCACAUCCGUCGCCACCAUCCAGAAAUGAGCGUUAAAUAUCUGAGUUUUCAAGAAGGGGGUGUUUUAUCUGUUGAAAAGCCUCACAGCUGCAGCCAGUGCUGCAAGAGCUUUAGUACAAUCAAGGGCUUCAAGAACCACAGCUGCUUCAAGCAGGGGGAGAAGGUGUAUCUGUGCCCAGAUUGCGGAAAGGCAUUCAGUUGGUUCAAUAGCCUCAAGCAACACCAGCGCAUCCACACAGGAGAAAAGCCUUACACGUGUAAGCAGUGCGGAAAGAGUUUUGUCCACUCCGGACAGCUGAAUGUGCACCUCCGCACACACACGGGUGAAAAACCUUUCCUGUGUUCACAGUGUGGCGAAAGCUUCAGGCAGUCGGGAGAUUUGAGGAGGCAUGAGCAGAAGCAUUCAGGCGUUCGACCAUGCCAGUGCCCUGAUUGUGGAAAAAGCUUUAGUCGGCCACAAAGUCUCAAAGCUCACCAACAGCUUCAUAAUGGCACCAAACUUUUCCCCUGCACUCAGUGUGGAAAAAGCUUCACUCGUAGAUACCAUCUCACCCGGCAUCAUCAGAAAAUGCACUCCUGACUGAAGUAGUAAAGACCUUGAUGAAUUUAUGGAUGUCUUAUGAAAAGUCUGUUGCUCCUGUUUUAAGAUCUUCUUCAGUUCAUCUUUAAGUUCUUGUAAGACAAAAUUAUCUAGCCAUUGAAAAGAUUCCAUUUUUGUUGAGACUGUUAGACAGGUGUGAACAAAGCAUUUUUGAGUGUAACAUUAUGGGGCACAAUAUUGCUUGGGUAGUUGGUCUCCAAAGUCACAGAGCCAUUUAGGCUGGCUGUAAUAAGUUUACUAAAAAAAAAAAGUUAGCAGAAGUCAAAACUAUAUUUUAUUAAUGACAAAAUGUGUAAUUGUUCAACAGUAUGUUCCUUUGAUCCUAGUAAAAUAAUUUUGUAAAUGUAUGUGUUGCAAGAUGUUUUCUUUUAGUCAAGAAACUUCAAAGAUGGGAAAAUGGAGGAAACAUAUCAUACCCCUCUGUGCAUCACCUGAUGUAGUGAUUAUCUGUUGUAGUGCUUCUGUUAUUUUUUUCUUUUUAGUAGGCAUACAACUGAUCUUAUAGGCUCAUUUAGUAUAGCUUAUCUCCCUUCAAAUAGUAGGUAUAAGGAAGCUACUACAUCUAACUAUGCUUUACUGUGAUUGUGAUAUUGCAAAACUUGCAACCAGAAACUAUUUUCCUUAGUCUGCUUAGCCACUAAUACUCUUUUAAUUUUUCUUUUGUUACAAAUGGGCCUCCUAAAAUAUUUUGAUGCUCAUUUGUACGCUGUGAGCAUGGUUGCUGUCAUGUGUCUUUGCCAUACUUGUAUAUUGUAUAAAAUGCUAUGUGUUUAUUGUCUGAUUUAAAUUCAUCUUUAUCAUGAUGUGCACAAACCAAGUAGAAAAAACCCUCCAGCUCUGACCUUGACCACAGUAAAGAGCUGGUUUAGCAAAAUGAUACAUGUACAUGUAAUGUCUACAAGUUGAGAUCCUUCUAUCUUUCUAUUAUAUUUUAAAUAAGUUGUAUAAUAUUUACAUUAUACAAAUUUUUUAUAUAGAUAUUGUAAGUAUGAUCGUAUAGUAUUGCAACGACAAUACCUGGUACAUUAAUUCUACUAUCCAGUGUAUGACUGUGCUUUUUAGCAAAUUACUGUUCAUAGAACAUUCCAGUAUGUGGAUCUGGUGAUUUUCUUUUAGAGAUACCAUAAAGAUCACAUCUGUUUUUUCUCUUCUCUAAAUCAAGUAAAAUCAAAUAAGUGAGGUGUUCACUGAUACAGAAGGCCUCACUGAUGUGCUUUAUGUGCUGAAUUGUGAGUGUUAAGAUUUAUACAUAAAACCAUCUGUGUCAUUGCUGCAAAAUCACCUCAAAAACCCCUGGAUCUUUGAGAUUAGUGACUAUUUCAGAGAGCUAGAAGAUGCUCAUGCAUUGUUGACAUGCACAUUGGGGCUAUGCAAGUUUCCCGUCUUCAUGGAAACGAUUUAACCUUCAAAUACAUUUAUAAAAUAAUUAAUAGAACAAGUUUUUUUUUUCUUUUUCCUUCAGCUCAUUGGCAAGAUGUUUGACUAACAAAGAGUUCUCUGAUGUAGAUUAUGUAUUACAAAUAUGACUUUAGUCUGUAUUUUUUUUCUCAAUUUGUACCACAGAGGCACUCUAUUAAAAGCUGUUGAAUGGU